UUCACGAGCUCACCCCAAGAUUCCGUCUCAUCCACCAGAUGACCAGAUCACACACGGCCACCUACCCUGCGCCAGAUGACGAGGUAGCCGCCACUGCCACUGCCAGUCCGCCGCACAGCCUCCAAAGCCGCAUCCCAAGAAGCGAAGCGCUCUGUGACUGAGUGAGUGAGCCCGCGCGGCAGAUUCCCCGAUCCGAGCGAUCCACCAUGCGGCCGCGGCUGGUGCUCUUCGGCGACUCCAUCACCGAGCAGUCCUUCGAGUCCGGCGGAUGGGGCGCCGCGCUCACCGACCGCUUCGCCCGCCAGGCGGACGUGGUGCUGCGCGGGCUCAGCGGGUACAACACGCGGUGGGCGCUCAAGGUGCUGCCGCGGGCCAUGGAGGGCGCGGCGGACGCGGACCCGGCGGCCGUCACCGUCUUCUUCGGCGCCAAUGACGCCUCGCUGCCCGACCAAGUGCAGGCGCACCAGAACGUCCCGCUCGAGGAGUACCAGACCAACCUCCGCGCCAUCUGCGCCUACUUUAAGGAGCGAUGGCCCUCCGCUGCUAUCAUACUCAUCACUCCCCCACCGAUUUACGAGACAGCGAGAAUCCGAGACAUUUAUGGAGUUGAUGACUCUGCACGACAAGCAGAAAGAACCAACGAGGCUGCUGGCUCUUAUGCACAGGCAUGCAUAGCUGUUGCCAAAGAAUUGGGCCAUCCGGUUAUAGACAUCUGGACAAAGAUGCAGGAAUUUCCAGAUUGGCAAACAUCUGCAUUAAGUGAUGGGCUUCACUUCACGCCUACUGGAAACAAGAUCCUGUUCGACGAGUUGGUGCAGACGCUGGCAGGCAUCGGUUUCAGCAAGGAGAGCCUCCCAUAUGAUCUCCCCCUCUACCCCGAAAUCGACCCCAAGGACCCCAUGAAAGCUUUCGGAGCUUGAAGAGGACGCCUUAGUGCAUGAUUGGAUUAGAGAUGUUUGCUCGUGUCAAAUGAUGUGCCCUACUCACUAUCUGUUCUGUUUGGCAGUGCGUGUGCGACUUUUACUUCUGGAAUUGUGUUUUGUCCUUUGUAAUUAAUAUGCAUAAGUACUACUGAUGCCAUCACAUAAACAGUGAAAUUCAAUAAAUGGCAUUUUUUUCAGUACUUCA
Messenger RNA from Setaria italica (foxtail millet), 1128 nucleotides. Its product is annotated as GDSL esterase/lipase At5g45920. Gene Ontology annotation, molecular function: hydrolase activity, acting on ester bonds. The transcript is spliced from 5 exons. NCBI's taxonomy places the organism in Eukaryota, Viridiplantae, Streptophyta, Magnoliopsida, Poales, Poaceae. The record is from RefSeq and is a predicted model, not a curated record. Bases 207 to 920 code for a protein of 237 amino acids.